UGCAAUUUGGGAAUUGUUUAGAGCAAAGAAAAGGUAGAGGAAAAAGAGAGGCUGUAAUGUGACUCCUUGGCUUGGAGAGAGACCAAGACCAAACCCUAGAUUUUUCAGUCCCAAGUAGCAAAUUUGUUCAUUUAUUCCCAACAAUUUCAGAUCCGACCACAUACUCCACUCCCAACGAUAUUUCCUCGCUUUCAUCAUUUUGCCGCUGGUUAGUUUCCAUUUCCCGUUCUUCUCUUUCUGGUGCUCAUAUCUAUGCAGGAUAUGGUAUUUCGGAAGGAUAUUGGUGGAUCAUAUCAUAAUUUGUACAUCAUUUUCUUGAUGCAUAUGAGUUCUUGGUGCUUUGGAUAUGCGAUUUUCCUGUGUAAUUAGUUCUUGGUCUCUGCGGUGACGCUUUUUAUGUGAUACCCGUUGCAGAUCUUGCUUAAUUAUAGACACCCGAGGAGGAGGAAAACCCGUCCCUGUGUUUUGUGAAUACUCUCUUUGAGAUUCUUUGUGAAGCUUCUUUGAUUUGGGAAUUUAUCGUAGGCUAUUAAAGAUGAUGUCAAAAUCGUAUACUAAUCUUUUAGAUUUAGCUUCUGGGAAUUUUCCCAUCAUGGGUCGUGAGAAAAAACGACUUCCACGAGUAAUGACUGUUGCGGGGGUAAUAUCGGAGCUUGAUGAUGAGCAGGCAAAUAGUGUGACUUCCGAAGGUCCUUCCUCAGUUGUGCAAGACCGUAUAAUUAUUGUUGCCAAUCAGCUUCCUAUUAAAGCUAAGCGUAGACCAGACAAUAAAGGCUGGAGUUUUAGUUGGGAUGAAGACUCUUUGCUGUGGCAGCUAAAGGAUGGUUUACCUGAAGAUAUGGAGAUUUUGUAUGUAGGAUCUUUGCGGGUGGAUGUUGAUUCUACCGAACAAGAUGAUGUAUCACAGCUUUUGUUGGAGAGGUUUAAGUGUGUUCCUGCGUUUUUACCUCAUAACAUUCUAUCAAAAUUUUACCAUGGUUUUUGUAAGCAACAUUUGUGGCCACUCUUUCAUUAUAUGCUUCCAUUCUCAGCUACUCAUGGUGGUCGGUUUGAUCGGUCUCUGUGGGAGGCAUAUGUAGCCGCAAAUAAAAUUUUUUCACAAAGGGUGAUUGAGGUCAUAAACCCAGAUGACGACUUUGUAUGGAUUCAUGAUUACCAUUUGAUGGUGCUGCCUUCCUUCUUGAGGAGAAGGUUUACAAGAUUGAGAAUGGGCUUUUUUCUUCACAGUCCAUUUCCUUCGUCAGAGAUAUAUAGGACUCUGCCAGUGAGGGAAGAGAUUCUUAAGGCACUUUUGAAUUCAGACCUUAUUGGUUUUCACACUUUUGACUAUGCUCGACAUUUCCUGUCUUGUUGUAGUCGGAUGUUGGGUUUGGCAUAUCAGUCAAAGAGGGGUUAUAUUGGGUUGGAAUAUUAUGGAAGGACCGUGGGGAUAAAGAUCAUGCCUGUUGGAAUUCACAUGGGCCAGAUGGAGUCAGUUUUAAGACUUGCUGAUAAAGACUGGAGGGUGCAGGAGCUCAAGCGAGAGUUUGAAGGAAAAGUUGUCUUACUUGGGGUUGAUGAUAUGGACAUUUUUAAAGGGGUCAAUCUGAAGUUGUUGGCAAUGGAACAAAUGCUAAGGCAACAUCCAAAGUGGCAGGGAAGGGCCGUUUUGGUACAGAUUGCAAAUCCAGCUAGAGGAAGAGGGAAAGAUCUUGAGGAAAUACAAGAUGAAAUACAGGAAUGCUGCAAGAGGAUUAAUGAAAGUUUUGGACAGUCAAAUUAUGAACCAAUUGUGUUCAUUGACCGGCCCGUUUCUCUCGCUGAAAGAGCUGCAUAUUACACGAUUUCUGAAUGUGUUGUAGUCACAGCAGUGAGGGAUGGUAUGAACCUAACUCCUUAUGAGUACGUUGUCUGCAGGCAGGGAACUUCUGGAUCAGAUUAUAGCUCUGAAACUAAUGGACCACAAAAGAGCAUGCUAGUCAUAUCAGAGUUCAUGGGAUGUUCCCCUUCUCUUAGUGGUGCAAUACGGGUCAACCCAUGGAACAUCGAAGCAACUGCCGAAGCAUUGAAUGAGGCAAUAUCAAUGGCUGAUGCUGAGAAGCAAUUACGCCAUGAAAAGCAUUACAAAUAUGUGAGUAUACAUGACGUGGCAUACUGGUCAAGGAGUUUUUUCCAAGAUAUGGACAGAACUUGUAAGGAUCACUUCAGAAGAAGGUGCUGGGGAAUUGGAUUGGGCUUUGGUUUCAGAGUUGUAGCACUUGAUCCUAGUUUUAGAAAGUUGUCUAUUGAUGCCAUUGUAGCUGCAUAUUCGAGGUCUAAAAGAAGGGCUAUACUUUUGGAUUAUGAUGGCACCGUGAUGCCACAAACUUCAAUUGAUAAGACUCCAAGUAAACAAGUUAUUUCAAUCAUUGAUUCACUUUGUGAUGAUGUUAGGAAUACUGUUUUUGUUGUCAGUGGAAGAGGGCGUGAUAGUUUGGGCAGCUGGUUUUCUCCUUGUGAAAAACUUGGGAUUGCUGCUGAGCAUGGCUAUUUUAUGAGGUGGUCUGCUGAUAAGGAGUGGGAACACUGUGGGCAAGGUAGUGAUUUUGGUUGGAUACAGAUUGCAGAGCCAGUCAUGAAACUAUAUACAGAAGCUACUGACGGCUCUUCUAUUGAAACUAAGGAAAGCGCCUUGGUGUGGCACCAUCAAGAUGCGGACCCUGAUUUUGGUUGCAGCCAGGCCAAGGAACUGUUGGAUCACCUUGAAAGUGUGCUGGCAAAUGAACCAGUUGCUGUUAAAAGUGGUCAGUUUAUUGUAGAAGUGAAGCCACAGGGAGUCAGUAAAGGUUUGGUGGCUGAAAAGAUCUUUGCGUCAAUGGCGGAUGCAGGAAGACGGGCUGAUUUUGUGCUAUGCAUUGGUGACGAUAGAUCUGAUGAAGACAUGUUUGAGAUCAUUGGUAAUGCUGUAUCAAGUGGCGUCCUGUCUUCCAAUACAUUAGUUUUUGCAUGCACAGUGGGACAGAAACCAAGCAAAGCCAAGUAUUACUUGGAUGACACAACUGAGGUCAUAAACAUGCUUGAAGCCCUUGCAGAAGUUUCAGAUAUUUCUUCCCCACCAGAAUCCCCUUGAGAAUCUUCUCCAUGGCAGCAGUUACAUACAUGCUCCAGUCUCUUCUCCUUAUAAGCGAGUGACAAAACGGACGUCGCUGGCGGACGAUUAGUAUCAUAUUUCAUUUUCUGCUCUUUUUGGAAGUAAAUUAACACGCAGGAAAAUGGAAAUGGCUUAAAUUAGAACCACAUCUGCGUCUUGUUCUGAAACGUACAGUGGAUGCAAAAUAUGAAAUGGGGGAAAGGCAUUCGUUCUUGGCAUAGGACUCGGUGAGGAUGGAAUGGGAUUUAUAUGGACUGACUGACUUUUGGGAUGUCACAGAAACAAGAAUCUGGAAGACAAUGGUUGAAUGAUUUGUGAAUAAUCUUUGAGGCCCAACCACUGGUUACUUCCACAAUCCUCAGAAGCGAGUGUUGUAAUCUCACUUCCAUUCUUUUGGUUCUGAAGUAUUUGGGUGGUGGGAUGUUCAGAUCAGAUUGUUUGGAGUAGAAAGUUAGAUACAGAAGCCUGAGCUCGUCUUGUAUUGUGAAACUCUAUCAACUGGACAACAUAAUGAUGUCCUUAGCCUCUUUCUUGCUCAUUUUUACUUCGUUAAAUUCUUGAGUGCAUUUGUUUUCUCAUUGAUACUUGGGACCAUUUUUAUUUGCUUAUAAGAAAUCUGUAAAUCUCUCCUAUAUUAAAGCCUUUCUGUUUAGAUUUGCAGUACUUUUUUGUUAACAAGAAUGUGUUUGGUAACAUUGGACUGGUUUAUUCUAGAAUGUGGGGUUUUUCUU
This is a messenger RNA of Momordica charantia (bitter melon), 3840 nucleotides long. The record is from RefSeq and is a predicted model, not a curated record. NCBI's taxonomy places the organism in Eukaryota, Viridiplantae, Streptophyta, Magnoliopsida, Cucurbitales, Cucurbitaceae.